Molecule: messenger RNA, 747 nt
Organism: Seminavis robusta
Lineage: Eukaryota; Bacillariophyta; Bacillariophyceae; Naviculales; Naviculaceae
Source: the annotation of a GenBank genome assembly
AUGAUCCAGUUCUUGGUGUUGAAUCUGUUAAUUUUCGUUGCCACCGUUGCCUUCAGUUGGCAACCACUGCGCCAGCAACCGAAGCGUCAUUCUUCUCCAUUGUUUCUGUCCCGAUUGUCGAGUUUUGAUCAUGUGGAUUGGCAGUCCAUUUUGAAUGAUAUUGCCACGGACAUUCAGCCCUAUCUGGCCAAGGGAAAAGUAGCUUCCUACAUUCCUGCCUUGGCAAAUGUCGAUCCCCACCAAUUUGGAAUUGCCUUUACCGAUAUUCGAGGCAAUACGUACAAGGCCGGCCCGAGUGCCGAUACUCCCUUUUCCAUUCAAUCCAUUUCCAAAGUAUUUGCCUUGGUCAUGGCAUUGGACCUCGAAGGAGAAGCACUCUGGAAAAAAGUCGGACGAGAACCUUCCGGAGGCAGGUUCAACUCCAUUGUGCAGUUGGAAAGCGAACAAGGGAGACCUCGAAAUCCAUUCAUCAAUGCCGGAGCCAUUGCCACCAGUCCGGACGAGUACAAUUCCAUUGCCAUUAACAAAAUACUGGACUUUCUAAAGACGUGUGCGCAAACUGAUCAGGACAUUCGAAUCGACCCCGAGGUGGCGCGCAGCGAAGCCCUGUUUGGAGACCGGAAUCGGGCACUGGCCUACUUUAUGAGAUCCUAUGGGGUCGUACAGGGAGAUAUCGGACAAACGCUACACACAUACUUUCAUCAGUGUGCCUUGGAAAUGAGUGUCACCACGCUCUCAAAGGCAUAG